Messenger RNA from Suillus clintonianus, 4261 nucleotides. RefSeq lists its product as uncharacterized. The coding region runs from base 240 to 4094 and encodes 1284 amino acids. Gene Ontology annotation, biological process: protein phosphorylation; cell surface receptor signaling pathway. Gene Ontology annotation, molecular function: ATP binding; protein kinase activity. The transcript is spliced from 13 exons. The record is from RefSeq and is a predicted model, not a curated record. Lineage: Eukaryota; Fungi; Basidiomycota; Agaricomycetes; Boletales; Suillaceae.
CCUCCCCGACCAUUUCCUCCCGGUUUAAUCCGUCCCCUCGUCCUCGGCAAGCUCCACUGCAGAGCCCAGGCAGCGAGAUCGUUCCCUCAUACCCGCGCAGACAGUCUAUCAGCCAAUUGCGUCUCAAUGCCUUCCCACUUUACCCCAUCCCUGAUUCGGCGGUUGCUCUUCGCACCCUUAAUAUCAGCGGAGUAUCCACCUUGCAGACGUCACCUAGACAGAGCGUUGCUGAGCAAUCGAUGAUGUCCAUUGGAAGUUCCUCUGCUGGGUCGACUCCCUAUGUGCGACCUCGCUCGUCCUCUGGUUCCUUCAACCAGUCGUCGUCACCUUCGUUCUCCGGGUAUCGGCCACCGUCACUUGCGGCCUCUCCCAUUAUAGAGGCCCCGCCACAUCCAAGCCACAAGCGUUCAUCAUCAUACAAUUUCCCUGCGCCAGGCGACGGGUCUUACCCCCAUUCGAGGUCUAGCUCUGUCGUGCACAGUCCUUCGACGCCAGACCAUAGAAACUCGCACUCCUUUUCUCACUCGCCAUCUCCUCGUUCUCAAUCUUCAAUAUUUUUCUCUCCCGCGAUGUCAAUGCACAACCAGUCUCCCCCCGUCCCAUCUACCCCUCCGCGCUAUGUGCCAUUCCAGGAGAGUAGUUCGUUCGCCGAUCGCGACUGCGACGAAGUAGAUUUGGCUGCUCAUAUCAAGGGUGACGUCACACCUCCAGGACGCCCGCCAAGGCGCUGGUGGAAUUUGACAGUUCCAUGGAAUGCGGACGAGUGGUGGACCCCCGGAGAAUUCGUGUAUCAAGACGAGCCCAGAGUCGACGAAAGGCUAAAUCCGGUCCGGCCCACGAAGCUGCAUCUCCCUACUAGCGACGGGACUUCCGAUGGAGAACCCAGAGAGCUGACGAUCAGGCCAUUGUGUGUUGGAAUUGCGGAAGCUGAGAGAGAGGCAAUGUUGAAAAAUAGUAUGUUUGCUCCCUUUCGAUGGCAAGGAAAAGACAGCGAUAAGGAGAGGGACGAGAAAUUGAAGGCACUCUCUCAUUUUACUGAUGCCGAGCGAGAUGGUUUCAACAGAGCACGGAGUACUGUCAUCCUGGCGUGCCAUUCAGUAAUGACACGAGACGAGCUGACUUCUGAACAUGUAAAGAUGAAUCCUGCAGCGUCCUGCGUUGUCUCGACAUUGGGGACAAUUAUUGAUGAAGCGCUCCCUGUUUUGAAGACCAUCCUGGAGUCUACAUACGAUCUGGCCGGUCUAGUUCCUGUACCGUUUUUCCUGGAGGCGUCGCGAACCCUCCUAAUUAUCUGGGAGGCGUGCGAGCAGCUUUCGUCUAAUCGACUUUCUUGUCUUCGCAUUGUCGAACGCUGCGCAGGAAUGUUGUACUUUAUGCGUGAGCAGAUCGAAGGGGUCGGUCCCAUCGUUGGCAAAGAACUCGACGCGGCCUUCCAUGUUUUUAGAGAAGUCAUCUUCCAGAUCGAGGGGUUUCUCUGCCGAAUCAGCCGCCGGCCAAUGCUAAAACGCUUUAUCAGGAGAGCCGAAAUCGCCAAAGAACUUUGCAAUUGCGAUCAGGCUUUGAUGGAUGCUUGGCUAAGAUUGAAUGCAACGAUGUCUGUGAGGAUUGUUAAGAAUGUCGUAUGUCUUGACGGGAAGAUCGAAGACCUGGUGACAGCGGUUCUUUCGGACAAUACCUCGACGCUAUGUGCCAACUGCGACACAGAGACGUCGGCAGAACCGAAUGAUCGACUUGCAGAGACCGUCCCAUCCAUACCAGAGUGUCUGACGACCACUGAGGGCGAUGUUCGUCGCGAAUUAAACCCUAUCUUCCCUGAAGAAAAUCCAGAUAAGGAUCUUCGACUCGACCAGUUCCAACUAGAACAUCUUCCUGGCUUUAUCAACACUGCGCAGUGCGAUGCGGACGUCCUCAAUGGUUUGGAAAUCGAACGGAACGAAGUCGCUGAGAUAAUGAAGGCCAUGCGGCGACAGUUGGAGUCCCUGCGCCAUGAAUUCUCGCGUUCAACCGCUGCUGCCAGCGACAGUACUCUCGCUGAGAUGGAGCUUUUGGAUGCCAGUAUCGCCUCUAUGUCGAAGCUGCGCUGUAUGCAGGUGCGAGGCGCAGGCACUGACAAUUCUCUUUCACCAUGGGAACUUCCUUCAUGGACGAUCACGCGAUACGAGGUCGAUCGGUUCGAGAUGAUCGGUCAAGGGUCAUUCUCUAGAGUUUACGCUGGAUCCUGGCGCGAUAGAGUGGUCGCCAUCAAGGUUCUCCACGACUUCACUCCAGCUUCGACGUUUCGUCGAGAGGUCGAGCUCUGGCGCAGGCUUAGGCACCCUCAGGUCGUUCAUAUGUUCGGGGCAAGCAGCGCUCAUGGAUCCAAGCCAUGGUUCAUCGUGAGCGAGCUCUACGAACGCGGAAGCCUCGUGGAAUGGUUGCUGACCACAGCGCGUGAUGAUCACGCCAUGCCACGCCAUGCAGACCAGUUCCGUUUCAUCUCUCAGAUCGCUGGCGGGAUGGAAUAUCUGCACUCCCAAAAGGUAGUGCAUGGUGAUUUGAAGUGCGCGAACGUUUUCGUGAAUAAGGAAGGAAACUGCGCCAUUGCUGACUUCGGUCAGAGCGAACUCAAGGACGAUGCCUACAGGCUUAGCGGGUGUCAACGACCAAAGGGGACGCCGAGGUGGAAAGCGCCAGAGCUUUUGGACGGUGCGGCAAGUCCGACAAUGCAAGCGGAUGUCUACGCUUAUGCCAUCUGCUGCGUGGAGAUCCUCAAUAUGGGCGGCAUUCCUUAUGGCACUCGAGACGACGAAGACGUCAAGAGGAUUGUACUCGAACGAGAUGGUCGCCCAGAGGUGUCUGAUACCCCUCUGGCCGAUAUUGUUCUCCCAAUCAUCAGCUGCUGCUGGGCGCGUAACCCUCGUUAUCGUUCGCCAUUUCCCAUGACGGUGUUUUGGCUUCGAGGCUGUCGGAAUUUUGUAUAUCCCUAUGGUGCAGACGGCUUACCAACCCCUUGCACGCCAAAUGGUCCCGCUAACUCGCCAGUCGUUGGCUACUCAGACCGUCCCUCGCCUGGCCUUCGAUUUUUUGGUACACCGACUUCUGACCGCUAUUCUUGGCUACCACACACUCCAUCGAUGUCUGAUUAUUUCAGCACGUCGUCUGGAUUUGGGUCUGAGUUCGGAUAUUCAGAGCCUGAUUCUGACUUGCAGGACAUUCCAGAGUCGUCUAUGUCAACCGAGACUUCGGGUUUCGUGGAUCCGAACGCUGUCUGUGAGGUCGGCACCACCACCGAUCACACCACGGACGAUCUCCUUCCUGAGCUAUCUACGAAUACGUGGGCACGGGCCAUGCAGAAUGAGCGGCGGUACAGGAUUUUGGCCAGGGACACCCAUGAGUAUGAAAAAUGGUUCACGACGCCUCUUUGGUAUCCCUCACCUGUCGAGGUGGGUGCUGUGGGGUAUGUGUCCAAACCUGACGGGGAGUUCAUAACCCUCUGUAACGUCAUUGAACUUGGAGGAAAGAAAAAGGCCGAGGGUGACGUGGCAAAAUGCAUGCGUUCCUUGCGGGAUUACGGUACCAUCAACAUCGAGAAGACACGUCGUGUUCAAAAUGGUUUUCUGAACAGAUUGAAAUUUGGUGCCAACCGUCGCGAGGGGGACGUAUCUCGCAGGCAAGAAUUUCCCCUGCAAGCUGGUAAGAAGACAGCUGCGGUAUACGCCGAGUCGUUCGAGCGCCGGGACUUCUCCGAUGGCAGUCUAACUGCAGCCAGGCAGUGGUUUAAAGAAAAUAUCCACACGGUCCUACAAGAAUACGCACCAAAUCACCCUAUCCAGAAAGAGGACGUCUUCCUUGUAACGAACACUGUAAAUGCGCGUGACUACGCUCUCUUUGUCGCCGAUCCCAUUUCGUCAGGGGUAGCAUACUUCAAUGUUUUCUCUUCUCACAAAGCGAAUCAUCCGUGGGGCACUUUCACAGUCAAGUAUGAUGGUCAGGAUUACUUCCCCGCGGAGGCCAACUUUACGAGUAAGGUGUCACGAUCCCGCAAGACCUGGGAUACCAUACUCCUUGCGCGACUUCGCUUCGUGCCUGAUGCAGAAGAGCCGACUCUGUACUAGGAAGCAUCAUCCCUCCCAUCUUAUUCAACGAAUUGGCUACAUACCUUUUUUUCUGUCUCCUGUACUGUUAGUAUUCCAGCGGACAUUUCGCGUUAAUAUUGUAUGUAUGGAUAUGUCAUGUUUUGUAACAAGCUUCACGUACCAUAUCAAAGCAUGGUGUCUGGUCA